CAUUUGGCUCAGCUCCAAGCUCCUCUUUUAACGCAGCACCUCCUCUUUCGUUGAACAAAUUCAUUCCCUAGAAGCGCGAGCUUCACUACAUUCAAGAUGAUGCACCCCUCACGACAGGCCUAUGUCGAGGAGGCGGCAGAGGAGAUGGACACGGGCAUUGAUCUCGCCAACAUCCCUGUCGACACAGACUAUGAGAUCCCCGCAUCAGCAGCGGGCAUCGCCCCCGAACGGGCAUCCGCCAUCGCAGCCCAAUUCGAGCGCAAACGACGCGCCGCCGCUAUGGUGGUGCCCACAGACGAUACCCGCGUGCGCCUACGACUACGAGAGCUCGGCGAACCCAUCACACUCUUCGGUGAAGGCGUCGUAGAGCGACGAGACCGUCUGCGCGAGCUGUUGACCGACCUGGCAGACCGACGGGGUGAGGGUGAUAUUGAGAUGGAAGAGGCCGAGGAGGAGGAAGAGGCCGAACAGCAGGAGGAAUUCUACACAGAGGGCACAGACGCGCUUCUAGAAGCUCGGAAAGCUAUUGCUCGCUAUUCACUACCGCGAGCGAAGGCCCGAGUAGCACGACUAAAGGAGGAAUCGACUAUCCCGCUUCGAACACACGUCAAGCACCGGAAAGCGGUCAAAGAGAAGCUGGGAGGGUUUGACUUGUACGGAUCACAGAUUGCGGGUGACCGGCCGGUCAGUAUCUGUCGAUUCGCACCGGAUGGGCAGACUAUCGCGGCUGGAAACUGGGGCGGCAGUAUCAAGCUGCUGACCGUGCCGAACUUGGAGGAAAAGGCAAACCUGAAGGGACAUAAUGACCGUGUUGGUGGUCUAGCGUGGUUCCCAGGAGCUACGCUCCCGGAAUCAAACGUAUCACCAUCAAGUGUUAACCUCAUCUCCGGAGGUGGGGAGGGAAAUAUCAAGCUGUGGGCACUCGAUUCAGACAAACCACUAGCCACGCUGUCUGGACACUCAGGGCGAGUGUGUCGCACCGAAUUCCACCCCUCAGGACGAUAUGCAGCGUCUGCCUCCUUCGAUACAACAUGGCGACUCUGGGACGUCGAGACUACUACGGAGCUACUCUUGCAAGAAGGCCAUUCACGGGAGGUGUACACCAUAUCCUUCAACAACGACGGAUCUCUCCUUGCCAGCGGAGGUCUUGACAGUAUUGGCCGUAUCUGGGAUCUGCGGACAGGCCGCACGGUAAUGAUUCUGGAGGGCCACGUCCGCGAAAUCUUCGCCAUGGACUGGGGUGUGGACGGAUACCGCGUUCUGUCGGGAUCUGGCGAUGGAUGGGUCAAAUGCUGGGAUCUGCGACAAGUGCGGAAUAUCGGCGGGAUUGGCGCACACAAGAGUGUUGUGUCUGAUCUUCGCUGGUAUAAGGGUGCCGAGUCAGCUUCCUUCUUGCCUACUACCGAUGGGCAGAUGGAGGUUGAUGGAGCUCCUGCACCGACGGGCGAUGCGGGAGUCCAGCCCAAGAAGUCUGGUACUUUCUUCGUGUCGAGUGGUUUUGACAAGAAUGUCAAUAUCUUCAGCGCUGAUGACUGGUCGUUGGUGAAGACGCUUAGUGGGCAUUCGGGUAAUGUUCUCAGUACGGAUGUUAGUGGUGAUGCACAGUGGAUCGCAAGCUGUGGCCACGAUCGUACCGUGAAGCUUUGGGGUAUUGAGGGAUAAAUUCAUAAAAUCUUUUGUCCUCGUCCAUUCGGACUGCUUCUGUAUUAGCCUGCUUUUCCUCACGAUGGUGACUGUGGGAUGUUCAUUAUGAAUAAGAUGAUGCUCUAGAACUAGUAAAUCUAUCGACCUUCGAAUUCGUGGUAGACCCCAGUACAUAAAGGGCCACCCGAUUGUUUUCAUAAAAC
Molecule: messenger RNA, 1847 nt
Organism: Penicillium subrubescens
Lineage: Eukaryota; Fungi; Ascomycota; Eurotiomycetes; Eurotiales; Aspergillaceae
Product: putative pre-mRNA splicing factor
Exons: 3
Coding region: 97-1662 (521 amino acids)
Biological process (GO): mRNA splicing, via spliceosome
Cellular component (GO): U4/U6 x U5 tri-snRNP complex
Molecular function (GO): U6 snRNA binding; U4 snRNA binding; protein binding
Source: RefSeq, a predicted model, not a curated record